GAAAUAAAUUAUAUACUUUUCAUUUUACACAACAAAAUUCCGAAUAAAUUCAAAGUAUGGUUAAAGUGGUGGAGGAUAUUUUCGGCAUUGCCAUAAAUCCUUUUACGCAGAAGGCGCAAGUGGUGCGACGUUAUACGAUAAGCAACUCCAGUCAGUUAUCGGUGUCUGUCAUUCAGUUGGGCGCCAGCAUACAGAGCAUUAAGUGUGCGGAUGCGUAUCAUCGAGUGCAGGAUGUGGUGCUGGGAUUCGAUGAUAUUGCGGGCUAUGAGGCGCAUAGUGGGCGACACUUUGGUUGCAUGCUGGGGCGUGUAGCGGAUCGUGUGGCAAAUGCCGAGUUCCUAAUGGAUCGACGCAAGGUGCGAGUGUCGCAGAAUUUGCAGAGCAAACAUCAGAUCGAUGGCGGAUUCAUUGGAUUCGAUCGAGUCAUCUGGGAGUUGGAUAAGGUGCUGCCCGAUGGCAUUACGCUGAAGCAUGUGUGCCAGCAUGGCCACGAGGGUUAUCCGGGCAAUCUGCAUGUGCUGGUGCAUUACACCAUCGAUGAUGACAAUCGCUUCUUCAUAAGAGUCGAAGCUCGCACGGAUCAGACGACGCCAGUCAAUAUUACCAAUCAUUGUUAUUUCAAUCUGGCGGGGCACAAGGCUGGACGUGAGGGCAUUGUGGAGCAUCGUCUGGUCAUAGCAGCGGAUAAUACCAUCGAAACCAAUGAGGAGUCUUUGCCCACGGGACGUUUUAGUUCGGUUACCAACACUGUUUACGAUAUGCGUCUGCCCGCGUUCAUUGGCGAUCGACUGCGUCAGUUUGAGCAAAAGCCCGUCCAGGGCUUCGAUGUCUGCUAUGCCAUCGAUAAAGACUUUGAUGCCAAUGUGCUGCACUUCAUGGGACGCUUUCUGCAUCCCGACUCGGGUCGUUAUAUCGAAGUGCAUAGCAAUCAGCCCGGUCUUCGCUUUUCCACUGCCAAUGAUUUUCCCGAUGAUAUGCGCGAUGAGGAGCCCAUCAAGGGCAAGGAUUGCGCACGUUAUUAUCAAUACUCUGGCUUUGGCUUGCAGGCGGAGAAGUUCCCCGACACUAUGAACAAUUUGGACUUUCCCACGGCUUUCAUAAUGCCCAAUGAACUUUAUUUCCAUGAGACCAUCUAUCGCUUUGGUGUGCAGGAGUCUUGGAUGUGCUGUGCCACGCCCGAGGAGCUCGAGGAAAUGGGCGUCUCUAUCAAGGAUACAUAACUGAGAAUGUGCUUCGUUGUCUUGUAGUUGAAAUUGAAAUGUUUACGAGUCGAAUUGUUGAAUGCAGACUUUGAUUAAAGUCUCUAUUGACUUAA
Molecule: messenger RNA, 1315 nt
Organism: Drosophila busckii
Lineage: Eukaryota; Metazoa; Arthropoda; Insecta; Diptera; Drosophilidae
Product: aldose 1-epimerase
Exons: 1
Coding region: 57-1220 (387 amino acids)
Biological process (GO): beta-D-galactose catabolic process via UDP-galactose, Leloir pathway; glucose metabolic process
Molecular function (GO): aldose 1-epimerase activity; carbohydrate binding
Source: RefSeq, a predicted model, not a curated record